Phacochoerus africanus (Common warthog) is the source of this 1911-nucleotide messenger RNA. It is a transcript of the gene UBFD1, whose product is annotated as ubiquitin family domain containing 1. The coding region runs from base 228 to 1127 and encodes 299 amino acids. The transcript is spliced from 7 exons. Gene Ontology annotation, molecular function: RNA binding; cadherin binding. The record is from RefSeq and is a predicted model, not a curated record. NCBI's taxonomy places the organism in Eukaryota, Metazoa, Chordata, Mammalia, Artiodactyla, Suidae.
GUGCCCAGCGACCGGGCGAUUUCCCGGACCCGCCCCCCACGGUUCUCGAAAGCUAAAGCGUGGCAGGGGCUGGGCCGGGAAAGCGGAGGAGGCGGGUCUCCAUAGAAACCUCCACCUGUUUCCGGCCAGGCUGCGAGAGAUUAGGGGCUGCUGCGGGGGCCAAUCUCAGCCAGCUCGCCUUUUCCCGGCGGCCUCUGCGGGAGCGGUGGGUGUUGUACACAAUCAUCAUGGCGGCGGCCGGAGCCCCGGAUGGCAUGGAGGAGCCUGGCAUGGAUACCGAAGCCGAGACCGUGGCGCCCGAGGCGCCCGCACGGCCCCUCAACUGCGUAGAGGCCGAAGCCGCGGCGGGGGCGGCGGCCGAGGACUCUUGCGCUGCUCCAGGCAGCCUGCAGCCGGCCCCGGCCCAGCCCCCUGGGGACUCUGCGGCCCAGGCCUCGGUCAGCAACGGCGAGGACGCGGGCGGCGGCGCGGGCAGGGAGCUGGUGGACCUGAAGAUCAUCUGGAACAAGACUAAACACGACGUGAAGUUCCCCCUGGACAGCACAGGCUCCGAGCUAAAACAGAAGAUUCAUUCGAUUACAGGUCUCCCGCCUGCCAUGCAGAAAGUCAUGUAUAAGGGACUUGUCCCUGAGGAUAAGACGUUGAGAGAAAUCAAAGUGACCAGCGGGGCCAAGAUCAUGGUGGUCGGCUCCACGAUAAAUGAUGUUUUAGCAGUCAACACGCCCAAAGAUGCUGCCCAGCAGGACGCAAAAGCCGAAGAGAACAAGAAGGAGCCUCUCUGCAGGCAGAAACAACACAGGAAAGUGUUGGAUAAAGGAAAACCCGAAGAUGUGAUGCCUUCUGUUAAGGGUGCCCAGGAGCGCCUGCCAAAUGUGCCCUUAUCCGGUAUGUACAACAAGUCCGGAGGGAAAGUGAGACUCACCUUUAAGCUAGAACAAGACCAGCUGUGGAUCGGCACUAAAGAGCGGACUGAGAAGUUGCCCAUGGGCUCCAUCAAGAAUGUGGUCAGCGAGCCUAUCGAAGGACACGAAGACUAUCACAUGAUGGACAGAACUUUUGGCGGCCUUCUCCACAUGUGUGCCCAGCAGAGCCAGGAGCUCCGGAACAAGAGCCCCCGAGCAGCUUAGGCUGACCCCUUCCAUUUUCCCAGCAGUGCUCAAAGGGCCGCCUUAAAAGGGAAGUUCAGCCACCUCCCUCUGAAGUUGCCACCCCAGGGACCCUGCAGGGACCUGUCUGCGGAGGCCAGAGGGGCGGUGCUGCAGCCCCCCCAGGGGGAGCAGCGCUAGGGGCCACCCUGCAGGUUCCUGCACCAAGUUCAGGGCAGGGGGAGCUGCGGGCAGGUCCAGGAGGUUAGUCAGUGGCGUCCCCUCUGCUGUCCUUCGAGGUUUGUCACCUUGGGCACACGUCAGUCCACGGUGGGCAGAGCAGCCCUGGUCGCACACGCACGGGGCUCCUCCGCCAAGGUGGUGACGGCUGCAUGGGGGGGCUCCUUCCGGGCCCUCGGGUAGCCUUUCCACCUCUCUGCUGUCUCUAAAGGAUUGUAGGUGAUUUGUGUUGCCUGCUCAGCUUUUUUUUUAUUUUCCAUUUUAAGAGCUGGAUUUUAAUACUUUCCGCUGGGCCCCUUCGCUUUCUUUUGAAACAUCCAUCUCACCAGUUUGGCCCAGUAGGUGUUACAGCCCCAGUUUUCAAACAGCCUGGGGACGGAGAGGGGUUUCAGACAAGUAGGGGGGACCAUCUCAGUCACCUUUGAAGGAGGGGGCGCGGGCGGCUAAUGCCUUGUUAUUCAGGUCAGUGCUCAUUUCUCUGUUGAGUCGUUGUUGGCAGAGGCAGGUCUUAACCUCCCCUCUCUUUUCUCAACACUGUUACAUGGCACCUCGGCCUUGGCCUUCAUGAAAGGAUCUCUCUCCCUCU